Aspergillus calidoustus is the source of this 2128-nucleotide messenger RNA. NCBI's taxonomy places the organism in Eukaryota, Fungi, Ascomycota, Eurotiomycetes, Eurotiales, Aspergillaceae. The record is from the annotation of a GenBank genome assembly.
AUUACUAUACACAGAUAUAGGCCCAGAUCGCGUCGAGACACCGCGACGCGUCUUGCGUACGGAGUAACCUAACCCCUUUAUCAUCACUCCCUCGGUUAUCGGGGCAUGUCCUAGCAAGCGGAAGGGGUCUCACGUAUGGAGUUGUAUUAUCUCCCGUUAUAUCAAGGCGUGGUAUCUUCAUUUAUACGUCCUGACUACCAUGCCGAUUUGACGCGUUAUUCUCAUGUAUCUUUAGGACAGGGUUGCAACGGCAAUGGAAAAGUUCUCAACUUUGCUGCGCUUCGGAUGUUGACCUAAUACGUGGCAUGUAAGUGGUUCAAUGGCGUCCAUGGCUAUGACUCCCUUCACUCCGCCAACGAAAAGUGGCGCUUGGUCGGGCCAAAUACGAGGGAGCGGCUUUGCAGCCCACCUUGGCGAAGGACAGGGUCCCUGCGCCGCGAAAGUGCUUCAUUUUAAGAGGGGUGAAGAGAACUCGAUUUUAAACUGUUCACUUGCUCUAUCACCGCCCAUUACACCAACCCUGCAGCACCUGACAGUAUGUCCGAUGGGAAAGAGAUUGUGCGUUCCCGGAAACUUAUUUUGUUCGAGAUCAAAGUACCAAUCAUGACUAAAACCAAUUUAGAUAAGCAUUCAUGUUGGAGAGUGGGGAGUCGACCUGGGCACGAAUAUCUGGUGAGAAUGAAUGUACGCUGCGGCUUUUGCUUUUGCUUAUUCCCCACAGGAAGGGUCUGUUAAGUGAGCAUGGGAUUGAUACCUCUGGACGGUCCAAUAGCGCAAGUGAUCUGCAACUGGAGAGACGGGGUGUCUACUUUAAUAAUACCGAAGUCGAUUACUAUAUCCCCCGCGCAAUAGUUACAGACCUGGAACCGAUCACGCGUGAACGCUUGAAUGAGAACACAAUACACGAGCUACUCCCUGGACAGAACAAGAUAUACGGCCAGAGUGGUUGCUACAACAACUGGGCAAAAGGAUUCUACAGCGCCGACGCGGGAGAAGUAACUGAGAAGGCCCUGGAUGCACUACGCUGCGAGGCAGAACAAUGUGACAGCCUUCAGGGUAUCCAGAUGACACACAGCAUCUUCGCAGGCACAGGGGGUGGCAUGGGUAGUCUACUGUUGUCUCGGCUCACAGAGGAAUAUCCGGAGAUUCAUCAAAUGACGUCCUCGGUUAUGCCAACAUAUAGUGUUGAUGAUGGGUGUGUGAUUCGGCCAUAUAAUGCUGUGCUUUCGUUGCAGUAUCUAGCUGAACAUGCAGAUUUGACUUGGCUGUUUAGUCACUGGGCUAUGAACAACAAGAUUGUCUAUCAACUGAAGAUGGACAAUUCCUGGGCCCUCUAUAACCGGAUCAUAUCAGACAUAACGUCCGGUGCGACGACAUCGCUGCGGUUCCCUACUGAGCAGGGCAGUGACUUGACUCGGUUCAUCAUGAAUCUGGUUCCUACUUCUCCGAGACUCCAUUUUCUAACGUCCGCGAUGGCUCCGGUUUACACGAGUCAGGCUCAUACCAAUUCUGUCAAGAUGACGACAACUCAACUAGCGAGAGAACUGUGUCAAGAUAGGAUGUGGACAAUGUCCUGCAAUCAACCCCGCUCACAAGUCCACGGCCGAUGUCUUGCGUAUAGUGCGAUUUUUCGCGGACCGAACGCAUCUGUUAACGAUAUUGGACAGUUUUUCCAAAACGCCAGAGAUAGGACGAGCCCUGAUUUUGUUGAGUGGAUGCCCGCAAACGCUCACCUCCACGUGUCUCCGGUUGCAGCAGCCGGAUACAACUCGGAGACCGCGGCUUUUGGGAUUGGAAAUUUUACGUCAGUUAUCGAGGAGCUGGAAGAUACUCUGCAGAUGUUUGAUACAUUGCUCAAAAGGAAGUCUUUCCUUCAUUUCUACACAGAUCAUGGUAUGGAUCAAAUGGAGUUCGUGGACGCCGCUUCAAUCAUGACCGAUUUGAUUGAGGAAUAUAAGAUGGCCGAGUCUGAUACUAUUACUCAGUAACUACCCUAUCUAAUAUGGCCUUCACAAGCCAUCUAGUAAAAUAGCAUAUGGGAAAAUCAUAAUUCAUGCAACUCAAGUUUUUUUAGAUUCAUUUAAUUAGUUACUCUAUACAAGGCCUCAAAUGCCAGCGCCGUUAGUCC